AUGGCGCCCCCAAGAGUUAUUCACCACGAUACCUCCAUCGUUCAUACUCCCGAAUAUGAGGAUUUUAUCGCAAAACUUAGAGUCUAUCAUGAAAAGAGAGGCACGCAUUUCGAUCCUGAACCACGAGUUGGAACUAAGACAAUCGACCUCUUGCACCUUUACAAUACUGUAAUUGAGCGCGGUGGCUACGAUAAAGUUAGCGAUGAAAAACUUGCCUGGAGAAAGCUUGGUUCAGAUUUCAACUUGGGAGCUAAUAAUUUACCUGCGCUGGCAUUUAGUCUCAAAACAACAUAUUACAAAUACCUCGCCGCAUAUGAAAUCUCAACAUACCAUGGCAAGGUACCACCUCCCCGUGAAAUCCUGGAAGACACCACCGCUAAAGGAGGGGGGCUUCUUUUCCGGACGAUGGAGAAUUUCAGACCCUCGAUUCGCAGAGAGACGGGCAUGCUUGGUACUGAGAAUUCGGAGGCUUCUGGUGACGAUGGCACACCUGUGCGCGAUAGAAAUGGAAGUGAAGAGACACCUGGCUCUGGGGGCAGAAUGACUCGAGGUCUACGACAAGCACCUCCACAGCGGGUGUUAUUUCAACCCGAUACCCAACCAUCUCGACAAGUUCGACAACAUCCCUCCGCGACUUCUCAUCCUCCACCGACUCCACAGCACCACUUACCUCAACACCAAACACCCUCCCACUCGCAUCAACAUCAUAUGCCACGAGUUGGUGGUCCCUUCUCACACAACCCUUCCUCUGGUACCGAAAAUAUGUCUCUCGCAGUUACGAAUUACGAACCUCGACUCCAGAUGCCAUUGACGCUGCGUCCUAUAAUUACACCUGGAAAUAACCCCGUCGAGUUUGUGCGACGCCAAAAGGCAUUGAAAGAUGCAGCUGCGGCCGCAGAAGGUGCUAAAGCUAAUGCAAUUCCAAGGGGGAUGAUGUUACCCGGCAGUAAGUUUUCUAAUGUUUCCUCUGAGAUUGUUAUUCCGUCUCAAGAGUGGGUACUAAUGAUUCGCGAAGCUGGUUUUGAUGGACCUAACAUUUACGUUCGUUGCCUCUGUUCUCUAAGAUCAGGCAUCAAAGAUGAGCAAGAUUACGCUCUACACCAUCUGGUUAAAAUUUCCAUGGAACGUGGUGACAAAUACAAAUUCGAAGGAUUUCCAGGUCUUGCCGAAGCUCUGAUUGAGAAGAUGCUCGAAGUCAGUUCAUUGUUUUACGAUGUUCACUGGCAGAUAUCCUACACAGAAGAUGGCGACAUGAUAUCUACCACUGACACAAUCAACGGUUUGGAAGGCACACCAGACAUACUGGAAAGAAUCAAACAUUUAGCUAAGCUACCAGUUGAUGACAAUAUUCUAACCGAAGAAUUCAGUGAUACUCUUCUUCAGAUCAACGAGGCAGCAUUAACAAUGAGAAACAUGGUAAUGUUAGAGGAAAACGCCUUCUACGUAUCUGAAAUUGCACCUCUACGAGAUUUUCUCACCAUUGCCUUGAACCUCCCCAAUUCCGACGCCAUUGUAGAGUUAAAACACUACGCUUUAGACAUCGCCGAACAGCUUACCAAGUAUCUUCACUUUGAGGUCGGAGAUCCCCUAUACCUUUCACUCCUCGCACAAUUGGAUUCACACGACCGAGGCGCUAUCCUGACUUCCCUGAGAGCUAUCAGCAGAAUAUCAAUGAAUCUUGAGGAGAACAAUCUCCUUAAGGGUGUGCCAGCAUCCGCUGUGCAAAACAUUAUUGAUUGGACCUUGCUAAAUGACGAAGACCUUGCCCAUGCUUGUUUGGAUUUCCUCUAUCAGUACACCGCGGUUGUUGAAAAUGUGGAUUACCUUAUCACAGAGGUAAAAGCAGAGCCACUGGUCAAACAGUUGACACGGCUCCUCAUGCAUGGCGCUCGCAUCAUAGAAAAAGAGUUUAACCUUGGAACUCAGUACAGAAAGCCUGCACCUUCAGAGAUUGCGCCCAUUCCACAAGAUUUACUACUCGAAAUUGCCAAGUUUGAUGAACCAGAGCGCAGUUCACGCUGGCUGCGUUGCCUCUACGAAGAAGAUCCCGAUGAGUCCAUCACGCAAAUUGCCUUGUGGCACGCCUAUCAACAACAAUUUAAUUACUUGGCCACACAAACAUCAAAACCACUUCUUCCCGCUGCAGAUUUUAUCAAGAAUGUAAGCACGACCUUUGGCGACAAAGCAAAUGCACAAGUUCAAAACGGCCCCGUAACAAAAUUCAUCAUCAAAGGCAUUCGAUGCCGCAGUGAGCCAGUAGACCUACAAGGAGAGGCAUACACCAAAUGCUUAUGGCGCACUCAUCUCGGAAAGCCAUGCGGAGAAUUCUACAUGACUCCUGAAGCAGGUUAUCAACAUAUUCUCAAGACUCAUCUUGGCGCCCAACUUAAUGCGGACAAUAAAUACGUCAAUUCGGCCUCAAAUCAACAAUAUGUUUGCGCAUGGGAUACAUGUUCUCGCUUCCGCUCCUCUCCUGCCACCAAACUCUCAGAAGCUGCUACUCACAUCAAAGUUCAUCUCCCUCCUAAGCGUACCCCUGCUAGCGAACGUGAAUCACAAGAACCUUCAGGUCCUCCGCCAGCUAAGAAACACAAACCAUCAUACAUCGUCCAGCCACCUCGUAUAAGCUUCAAAUACCACUUCACAGCUGUCGAUGAGCAUAAUGAUGCAGCCGGUAUUCCACUUAGUGCAGUACUCGUUCUCCGAAACUUGGCAAGGAAUGUCAGUAAGACUGAAGCAGAAGAGGCGGCUCUCAAGGAGGGUGAAGUUUCCUGGGUUGAUCGGUUGUUUAAGCCGGUGGAACCGAGAUUAUUUGCUAUCUAUGCGCAUAAUAAGAUUUUGGCAACUUAUAUGACAGAUCUUCUCAUCGCAAUCAAGGAUACGCAGGGUUGA
Molecule: messenger RNA, 2892 nt
Organism: Botrytis fragariae
Lineage: Eukaryota; Fungi; Ascomycota; Leotiomycetes; Helotiales; Sclerotiniaceae
Product: putative rsc complex subunit rsc9 protein
Exons: 2
Coding region: 1-2892 (963 amino acids)
Biological process (GO): regulation of DNA-templated transcription
Molecular function (GO): DNA binding
Source: RefSeq, a predicted model, not a curated record